CUUGUAGUCAUUGUUAGGCAGCGAGUCAGAGAGAGGUGCGACCAGCCAGACUGUGUGUGUGUGCGUGCAAAUUGUGAUGAGUAAAAGCACUGAGCAGCUCAGCUGUUGAUACAGCCAGCGAGGGUGUGCAAGAGCGCGAGAGAGAGAGAGAGCGAGUGAGAGAGAGAGGGAGUGAGAGCGAAGAAGUGUAAAGGAAUAAAAAGGAAGGAAAGAAGGAAGGAAGCAAAGAAGGAUACUACAACUAUGCUGUGCUGCAUAAGAAGAACUAAACCGGUUGAGAAGAAUGAGGAGGCUGACCAGAAGAUUGAGCAGGAUGUCCACAAACCAGAGGACAAAGCUCACAAGGCCGCCACCAAAAUUCAGGCCAGCUUCCGUGGACACAUAACCCGGAAAAAGAUGAAAGACGGCGAGGACGAAGAGGAGAAAGAGGAGAAAGAGGGAAGUCCAGCCGUCCCGGAGGAGGCAACGGAAGAAGGGGAGGAGGAGAAGAAGGAGCAGGGUGAUUCCCCGGUCGCGAGCCAGGAGGAAGUGGAGGAUGCUGUCCCUGGGAAGGAGGAGACAAGCCAAGCCAAAAGCCCGGUAGCAGACAAGCCAGCCAACAGCCCUGCCCCCGUCACCACCUCUCCGGUAGCCCCCGUGGCUGCCUCGCCUGUCGGGGAGGCGCCUGCGACCACCCCGACCCAGGCCCCAAUCGCGGCGACCCCCUCUGAGCCCCAGAAAGAGGAAGUAAAGGGCGCGUCCAGCCAGGCUAAGGAGGAGCCCAAAGAGGAGGAGACCCAGGAGGCCCCCGUCACCGCUGCCACACCCUCUGAGGAGGCCAUAAAGAGCGGGGAGCCUAGAGAAGCCGACGUGCCUGCUGCUGCUACUGCCAGCCAGACAGCUGACAAGGAGGAGCCCAACCAAACACAAGACAAACAAGAUGCUGCAGAAGAGGUUGACACCCAAGCGGACACCAAGGAAGAGUCCAAGGAAGACCAAGAGAAAGUUUAACAUAGAGAAAAAAUUACUUACUAUGAUUACAAAUUCAUCUAAAAGGUUGCUCUUUGCCUCUCGAAUGUGAAGACAGUCUGUUUUUAUUUGUUUUUCAUUUUUUUUGUGUGGCAAUGAUUUUCUAAAGUCGGGGGAGUUUCCAAUGUAUACGUUUCUUGGCUCAAGCUUUGGGGUGGUGUUGCAUGAUUUGUUAUAUGCUUCUAUGUGAGAUCUAUGUGAGUAAAUCAGUGGUCAGACGAAACCAACCUUUUUUUCCUGUGGUAAACCGCCCCCCCCUUAGUCAAAAAAGACUUACCCUAUUCUGCUUGAGGUAUUCAAGCUUGAUCCAUCUGGCCAAUCCCUUCCUUUUCUCGCUAAUUUAUGGGAUAAAAACUAAGAAUCUGAAUUGGCUAUUACUUUGAUAUGAGAAAUGUAAACUAUAAUAAUUAUAAUGUUAUAAUGUAAUAAUUGAAACUAUGACAUUAGUGUUGUUAUUAGCCCCGUAUAACAACACUUCCCAUUCUAAAUUAAUAGAAUAAGUAUUGAUUAGCAUGAACCAUCUAACAAAAUGCAUGGGAACUCUUCCACUGAAAGGAUUUUUGUCGCAGCCACAAAACCUAAGAAAUGUGGCUUCCUUUUGAUGUCCUUGGUGUUGUCAUGAUGACAGUUUGAUAUGAAUUGGAUUUACUCUUGCACUGAUGUUAAAAAGUAAUCUAACAAACUAACUAACAAAAAAACGUUUCCUAUGUUCCAGUGAGUGCAAUGUCCAGUUUCAAUCUAAGAAGUAAAAAAAAAUGUGGAAAAAAAUGGUUUCAAUGUC
This is a messenger RNA of Hypomesus transpacificus, 1789 nucleotides long. It is a transcript of the gene gap43, whose product is annotated as growth associated protein 43. The record is from RefSeq and is a predicted model, not a curated record. The transcript has 3 exons. Bases 244 to 990 code for a protein of 248 amino acids. Gene Ontology annotation, biological process: regulation of growth. Lineage: Eukaryota; Metazoa; Chordata; Actinopteri; Osmeriformes; Osmeridae. Gene Ontology annotation, molecular function: protein binding.